Molecule: messenger RNA, 674 nt
Organism: Musa acuminata subsp. malaccensis (wild Malaysian banana)
Lineage: Eukaryota; Viridiplantae; Streptophyta; Magnoliopsida; Zingiberales; Musaceae
Product: large ribosomal subunit protein P1
Biological process (GO): cytoplasmic translation; translational elongation
Cellular component (GO): cytosolic large ribosomal subunit; ribosome
Molecular function (GO): structural constituent of ribosome; protein kinase activator activity; ribonucleoprotein complex binding
Source: RefSeq, a predicted model, not a curated record
AACCGCACGUCGACUUCCAAGUGGCGUGCCCAUGAAAACCCUAGUUCUUCCCUCCUAUAACUCUCUUCCCCUGUCACACUCCGCCGCUGACAUUUGCCCUCGUCUGCUUGACGCCCCCAAAUCUCCGAAGCGACAGAGCUCUUCCUCUCCCGAUGGCCGCUUCUUCAAUCGGAGAGCUCGCCUGCACCUACGCCGCUCUCAUCCUCCACGAUGAUGGCAUCCCCAUCACGUCGGAGAAGAUCUUAACCGUAGUACAGGCCGCCAACUUGACGAUCGAAUCCUACUGGGCGCCCCUCUUCGCCAAGCUCCUCGAGAAGAGGAGCGUCGAUGAUCUCAUCUUGAGCGUCGGCUCCGGUGGGGGAGGUGGUGUUGCUGUGGCAGUCUCCGCCGGCCCGGCCGCCGGUGCGGGUGGUGGCGCUGCCCCUGCUGCUGAUCCAGCCGCGGAGGAGAAAAAGGAGGAGCCCAAGGAAGAGAGUGAUGACGACAUGGGAUUCAGUUUGUUUGAUUAGAGAUCGCUAAAUCGUUAUCGUUGUUAGGUUUUUGAUAUAAGUUUGCUUACUGCCAUCGUUAAGUCUGGUCAUCCAUUAUGAGUCAUGAUAUUUCAGAUUCUUCUCCAUACUUGUGGUUACUUUUCACAUCAGUGAAUUAAGUUAUUAAGCUCAUUUUGAUAUUGA